AUGAGGAUUAUUUGUUGGAAUUGCCGAGGUGUUGGUAAUCCUCGUGCAGUUAAUGCUAUGGCGGAUCUUGUUUUUUAUUAUAAACCUUCUAUUUUAUUUCUUAUGGAAACUAAAGUUCAUGGUGUAAGAAUGAAUCAAAUAAAGAACCUUUUGCAUUAUUCGAAUUGUUUUUCUGUUGAUAGUAUUGGUAUUGGUGGGGGUUUAUCUGUUGAUAGUAUUGGGUUCUAUGGUUGUCCUGAACCAACUCGCCGCCGCACUUCUUGGAACCUAUUGCGUGAGCUAUCUUCACGUAAUGAUUUACCUUGGUUAUGUUGUGGGGAUUACAAUGAUAUUGCAGCGCCUGAAGAGAAGAGUGGGGGAGAGGGGACUCCAUUUUGUUCUAAAGAAAGGUUGGAUCGUGUAUGUUCUAAUACAGCUUGGAGUGGUAUUUUUCCAGAUGCUUUAUCUUCACUUUUGGUUGCUCCCGUGUCUGAUCACAACCCUUUGUUAGUUGAAACUACUGCUCCUACUUGUCAUAUAGGGAGUAGGCGUAUCCGUUUUGAUAAUUCAUGGCUCGAGGAUCCUGAGCUGGGUGAGUGGGGUCGGAACAGAAAUAAAUUGAAACGGGCUCAGAAAGAUAUGAUCAGAAAACGGCUUGAAGAAGAUCUUGAUUCGGCUGAUGCAAGGGAGGUGCGUCGGCUUAAGGAGCAGUGGAAUCAAAUUCUAGCGGAAGAGGAGAUUAGAAUUCGCCAACAAGCAAAGCUCUUUUGGUUUCGCAAUGGAGACAAAAACACUAAAUAUUUCCACAAUAAUAUUAAGGCGCGAAGAAGGCAAAAUCGUAUUGUGGAAAUUACAACUUCGGAUGGCUCUAUUUCUUCUGAUCAGCAUGUAAUUGCGGAUACUUUUCAAUCAUAUUUUCAGAAAUUAUUCUCUGGUGCAGUUGCCGAUUUCGGUGAGGUGAUUAGCUUGGUUCAGCCGAAAGUUGAUUCUCAUGAUAAUGCUAUGUUAACUGCAACUUUUGUUGAUGAAGAAUUCAGGCACGCUCUUUUCCAAAUGAAUCCAGAUAAAGCGCCAGGAUUAGACGGCCUUAACCCAGCAUUUUUUCAGAGGCAUUGGAAGAUUCUUGGUCCAGAUAUUUUGGCAUUUGUCCCGAGUCGUCUGAUAACUGAUAAUUUUAUUAUUGCUUUUGAAACAAUACAUGGUUUAAAGCAACAAACUAGGGGAUCUGAUGGUUUUUGCGCUUUGAAAAUUGAUAUUGCUAAGACAUAUGAUAGGGUUGAUUGGGCCUAUUUAAGUGCAAUGUUGUCUGCUUUGGGGUUCUCUACUACCUGGAUAGGUUGGAUGCGCAUGUGUUUUUCAGAUAUUAUUUACAAAAUUGCUCUUAAUGGUUCAGAGAUUGGGCCAGUUAUUCCAACGAGGGGGUUGCGUCAAGGUGACCCGAUUUCACCUUACCUUUUUUUUAUUGUUGCUGAGGGCUUGUCUUUGCUUAUUCAGAACAGAGAGAGUCAGGGGCUUAUUCAGGGUUGUCCAGCAAAACAGGGUUGUCCCAGAAUUUCUCACUUGUUUUUUGCUGAUAAUUCUCUGCUCUUUUUUAAGGGCACAGUCAUGGAGGCCUCACAGGUGAUAUCUCUUUUAGCAGUUUAUGAAAAGGCGUCUGGGCAGUCUAUUAAUUUUGACAAGUCUGCUAUCAUGUUCAGUCCUUGCAUUCGUGAUGAUAUUUGCAUUGCAGUUUCUACGAUUCUCAACAUUCAUCAACCUCUGGGUACUAGUACUUAUUUGGGACUGCCUUCGCUGGUUGGAAGGAGUAAAAAGCAAAUCUUCAGUUUUCUGAAAGAUCGGAUAUGGAAACGUAUUAAUAGCUGGAACAACAGAUUUCUCUCACGGGCUGGAUGUGAGGUCCUUAUUAAAGCAGUUCUUCAGGCUAUCCCUGCAUAUUGUAUGAAUGUGUUUUUACUCCCAUUGGCUACGUGUAGUCAAUUGCAGGUGAUGUUGAACAAAUUUUGGUGGAGGGGUGGUAUGGAUGAUCGGAGAGGUAUUAAUUGGCUGGCGUGGGACCGUAUGUGUGUUCAGAAAGGGGAUGGUGGUAUGGGUUUCCGUGAUCUGCGAUGCUUCAAUGCUGCAUUGUUGGGUAAGCAGGGGUGGAGGAUUUUAUCCGACACAAACUCUCUUCUAUAUAAUGUGCUCAGAGCAAAAUAUUUCCCAUCGGGGGAUUUUAUGUCAGCUUCGUUAGGUUCUAACUAUAGCUAUGUUUGGAAGAGUGUUCACUCAUCUCAACAACUUUUGGUGCGGGGUACUCGUUGGAGAGUGGGAGAUGGUAGAAGCAUUUUUGUUAAGAAUAAUCCUUGGUUGUCAAGUGAUUCAAAUUUUGUGCCGAAUGAUCCUAUGUUCAUUGAUGAUGCCAUGCAUGUUAGUGAUCUGUUUGUGCCUGGAGAGUUGCGGUGGGAUUUGGAGAAGGUGUUGAAUAUUUUUUUCAUGGAUGAUGUGCGAUCUAUUCUAGCUAUUCCUUUGCCACUUAAUCCUAGACCGGAUAAGCUUAUUUGGCAUUUCGAGAAGAGGGGCUUUUAUAUGGUCAAAACAGCAUAUUAUUGUGCGCUUUCUAUGCUUGGUCAGCAUCUAAGGGUGGGUACAUCGGACUUGUGGAAGAAGGUGUGGGCUCUUGAUGUCCCUCCAAAGGUUCAGGACUUUAUAUGGAGAUUGUUUCGUGGUGUUUUGCCUACUCGCGACAAUUUGACUAGGAGAGGUGUCGACGUUCCAUUGGGGUGCUUGUUUUGUGAUGCGAAUGAGUCUAUUGACCACCUUUUCUUUUCUUGUCCCAUGGUCGGAGAGGUCUGGAGACUAGUGGGUGUUGCCUUAUCCAAUUCUUGGUUGUCAUUUCAAGACUUAUUCCUUCAUAUCCAUGCUAUCCAUAGUGCUGCCAAUACUUUUUAUACAGAUUAUCUUGAUUGUGGUCUUGAUAAGCAACGUGCACCAGGUCCGAGUCUUCUCUCUAAUAAUGCAGGUUCGGCUUCUAGUGCAUCGGAUUGGCUAGCUUAUGUGGAUUGUGCCACUUUCUCCACUUCGGAUUUGUUUGGAUUUGGUGUUGUGUUCGAAGAUGCUGAAGGAGUUUUUUCAAUUGCAAUUUCUGGUUAUACUGAGGGUCGUGGUUCUCCUGCUAUUGCUGAGGCAUUGGCCUUGCGUCAAUGUUUAAUGUAUGCUCGUGAUGCUUUCCUGCAGGCUGGAAGUAUUUUCAUUGAUAGUCAGAUUAGACGUAGUGCGAAUAAGGCUGCUCAUUUGUUAGCAAGACAGUCUAUUCGUUUUGAUCGUUUUAAACUCUGGGUUAAUAUGCCUGAGUGUCUGUUUGAGCAUUAUAGUUCAAGAUAA
Molecule: messenger RNA, 3339 nt
Organism: Manihot esculenta (cassava)
Lineage: Eukaryota; Viridiplantae; Streptophyta; Magnoliopsida; Malpighiales; Euphorbiaceae
Exons: 7
Coding region: 1-3339 (1112 amino acids)
Molecular function (GO): catalytic activity
Source: RefSeq, a predicted model, not a curated record